AUGCCGAAACCCCUAGAUCUUAGAGGCAAUCGUCUCAACCAUGUGGCUCUAAUUGGAGUGGUCAUGCCCGCCAUGAUGUCACUGGGUUAUAACCAGGCAUUGCUCGGUGGAGUAUUGACGAUGGACUGGUUCCAGGCGCAAUUUCCGCAAAUGGAUGUGGGCGAUGCGCUUCCUGCCGAGCGGCAUCACAAGUCAACUGUGCAAGGAACUGUUGUGGCGUUGUAUGCCGCCGGCGGGCUCUUAGGGGCCAUUGCCUGUGUUGCUCUGGGAGAUGUCCUCGGACGGCGGCGCACCAUCACAAUCGCCACGGUGAUCCACCUUAUCGGAGCUUUCCUCGCGGCGAGCUCCUUUGAUCUUGCGCAGCUUGUGGUGUCGCGCGUGAUACUAGGAUUUGGGUGUGGGGGUCAGCUUGCGACCGUUCCAAUCUGGCAGUCCGAGAUAUCUCCCGCCAAAAAGCGAGGUGCUCAUGUUGGAACGGCUGGUGUCUUCAUAGGAAUGGGCCUCGCAUUGGCGCUACUGGUGGAUCUUGGCAUGUCCUUCGCUGAUAGGAGUGUGAGCUGGCGUCUCCCUCUGGCGUUGCCGAUCCUGAUGUGCUUACCGGUCCUCACACUUGUUUCUCGGUUGCCAGAGUCUCCCCGUUGGCUGGUCCAGCGAGGCCAAUUCUCGGAGGCCGGCGAGGUCAUUUCAAUGUUCAGGCAAACAACGGCGGACAAUGACGCGGUAAAGCAAGAAAUAAAAGAUGUGAUGUCUUCAUUGGCGAUUGCUGGAACAGGCCCCUUUACCCAAAUCUUUCAAAUGGGGCAUCAGAGAUUGUUUCACCGUGCAUCACUUGCGGCAGGAGGUCUGAUAAUGCUCCAAAUGACAGGUAUCAAUUGCAUCACGUUGUACAGCACAACUAUUUUUCAGACUCAUCUUCAUCUCAGUCCAAUUACAUCGAGGAUUCUGGGGGCAGUCUACCAAAUAUCCGGUGCCAUUGGGGGCGGCGUCUGUGUCUUUUCCAUUGAGAGCUUUGGUCGCCGAUCUCUAAUGCUGUGGAGUGCGGUUGCGAACACUGUUUGCAUGGGUCUAGUUGCUGGGCUGAGCUCUCCGGCAACCAACAACAUCGCUUCACACGCAGCGGUUGUCUUCAUGUUUUUCUUCCACUUCAGUACGACUGUUGGAUUUGGUGGAAUCCCAUUUCUUUACGCAUCUGAAGUAGCCCCACUUAGCCUGCGUACCACAAUUAACGGGGUCGGUUCUGGGAUAUGGUGGGCUUUGAAUGUGUUGAUCGCUUUGGUGACACCUAUUGCCUUUAACAGUAUCGGUUGGAAAUACUUUGUUAUUUUUGCAGGGUUGAAUGCCGUCACAGUACCUGUGGUCUAUUACUUUUAUCCCGAGACCGCUGGUCUCACAUUGGAAGAUGUUGACGAGGUUUUCAUCAUGUCCACAGGGGUGUUGGAUACGGUUCACGUGGCCAGGCAGCUGAAAAGGAGACCUGUCACAAUCCCCUGUCAGGAUAACACUGAAUCUAACAAAGGCAAUGGGACGACUUUGGGGUGA
This is a messenger RNA of Penicillium brevicompactum, 1539 nucleotides long. RefSeq lists its product as uncharacterized. Gene Ontology annotation, biological process: transmembrane transport; carbohydrate transport. The record is from RefSeq and is a predicted model, not a curated record. Lineage: Eukaryota; Fungi; Ascomycota; Eurotiomycetes; Eurotiales; Aspergillaceae. Gene Ontology annotation, cellular component: membrane. The transcript is spliced from 2 exons. Gene Ontology annotation, molecular function: carbohydrate:proton symporter activity. The coding region runs from base 1 to 1539 and encodes 512 amino acids.